Molecule: messenger RNA, 1469 nt
Organism: Pieris napi
Lineage: Eukaryota; Metazoa; Arthropoda; Insecta; Lepidoptera; Pieridae
Exons: 1
Coding region: 289-1383 (364 amino acids)
Source: RefSeq, a predicted model, not a curated record
ACCAUAUGUAACAUGAAAAUCGUUUUGCUUUCUGAUAUGGAUUAUAUUGCGGUCCAGCAUGUGAAAUUUGUAAGUUAUUUCCAAUGGAUAGAGUUUUGGAUAUAGUUGCUACUAGAUGGCAGGAACAAGCGUAUAACUAAUCAUGAAUUCAUGGCCCACCGCCCAAGUCCCAACAGACUACAGACUCUUGCCUUGACGACUGACGUUUCUAUGGCAACAGCUGCUUACAAUCUUUAUUUAUUAACAUAUUUUCCUUACAAGUGUAAAAAAGAAUAAAAUAUAUAUAAAAUGUCACAAAAAGACAGUGAUUCAUCUAAUGUAAUAUUAUGUGAACGAUUUAACAAACAUUUACGAGUUUCACAACGAAUGAAAGGCGAUAAAGUUGUACACAGACCAAACAUUGUGAAAAAGGUUGUUUUAUCAAAACAAAUCAAUCCAGCAUCUAAAUAUAGAAAAAGUUGUUCAACAGGUGUCAUUUCGAACACCAAAACUAAUGUAAGGACUUUCAAAAGUACCAAAUCGGACUGUAUGUUCACUGUAUCCCAAGCAAAGUUUGAUUAUUGCAAGAAAUGUGGUGACUGCAAAGGACUAGCAGAUAGGGUUGAAAAAUCAGAUGAUCUUUGUAAUAAAACCGUUAAUUCUAAAAAGACGAAACGUGAAGGACAGACAAGUGUUCAGCAACAUUACUUAAAUAAGAACUUUCAUCAAUCCACAGAAUCUAUAACCAACUGUAUACCCAAAAAGGUGUCAUUAGAUACUAUAAAGGAACAGCCUGAAAGUAAUAACUCAUCUGAUGAUAUAUUCAGAAUUUAUGAUGACUGUUCAACAGAAGAAAUAGGUUUCUUCAACACAGAUGACCAAGACAACAUUAAUAUCUUAAAAAACUUUAGAAAUACAAACUUUUUUGAAUGCCAUUCGGCAAAAUCAAGAAUACAUAGUAUUACCAAUAAAGAGAAACAUAAGUGUAUUUAUAGAUUUUAUUUAAAUGAAAGAUUGUUCCCUGUGCCUUUUAAUACAGAUUUUAAUGAGAACAUAAGAUGUAUGGAGUGCAAUUUGCCAUUAAAAGAUGAAAAGGAUCUGGCUACAAAUGGAAUGAUUCAGGCUAAAGUAAAACUUAAUAAUGAGGUGCAGGACAUGAUUUUGAUGUUACCAGUUAAAAAACAUUUAAUCAUUAAAGAAAGAAAAAUGAUAAAAUGUAAGCAGGACAUAGACUCUGUCUAUUUUGGAAUAAUAAAGCUGGAUUUAAAUGGCGAUUCAAUGUUUAAUAGAACACUUCCAUGUGAUUCUUUAGCCUUAAAAUACCAGAAAGGCUACAGGCAGUAUGCAGAUGCUCCAAACUAUGAUUAUACAAACACUAAUAAUGAUGAUGUUGUUAUAAUAUAAAAGUUAUUUUAUUGAUCAAAAAUUAUUUAUUCAUAUUUAAAUUAUGGUUUAACUGUCAAUGCUCUUGAAAAAAAUUAUUUUACUGU